This is a messenger RNA of Labeo rohita (rohu), 6643 nucleotides long. RefSeq names its product membrane integral NOTCH2 associated receptor 1 (gene minar1). Gene Ontology annotation, cellular component: plasma membrane. Gene Ontology annotation, biological process: negative regulation of cell population proliferation; negative regulation of TOR signaling. NCBI's taxonomy places the organism in Eukaryota, Metazoa, Chordata, Actinopteri, Cypriniformes, Cyprinidae. The record is from RefSeq and is a predicted model, not a curated record. Bases 569 to 3268 code for a protein of 899 amino acids. The transcript has 5 exons.
AGGCGCGUUAGAAGAGCGCGGGAGAGUAGGCUUAUAGCCCACUAAUGCAGUGUUUGCGAUCCGUGAUUCCCGCAUGGCUGAUCCACGGACGCGUCACGCAGCGCGUUCUGUUAAAUGCAUAAUGCGAUUUAAUUCCCGUUUGUCCAUUCCUCAACCUGUCUCCACGCGCUCGCGAUGGUCUUAAGGUGAAAUUACGUCAUUCUAGGUGGAAACAAAGACGAGUUGAGCGCUCUGAGCUCCAUCAGAUGGAGAGAGAGCAGCUCCCUCACCAAACUCCCCCCUGCAAUCCGGAUGGGAUACAGAUGAAGAGAGGCCAUUCCAUAGCAUUCCCAAUGGUCAGGUGGACGCGGGGAUUUAUGAUGCUGAUGCUGUGCCGUGCAACUGCAAAGAAAUGUCUGUGGAUUAAUAAUGCACUUCUGAGUUAAAACAUCGCUGUCCAGUUUUUCCCCCGCUGUCGAUCCAGAAGACAGCAGAUGGGACCGUUGAAUAGAUCGGAGGGACCAAAUGCACAGUGGAGUCCAAAUCCAUAGGCUGUCCUUUCCUCACAAAAUCAAGAAUCGAAACGACAAUGGAUGCCAUGCCAGAGUACUCCCUCUUCCUUGUGAGGAUUUUGGAGGAACUGGAUACUAAGUACAGUACCGUUUCGUACCAGGACCUUUGUAAGUCUCUGUGUGCCAGGUUUGACUUGGUCCAUUUGGCUAAGCUGAGGAGUCUGCUGUUCUACACAGCAUGCUUGGAUCCAGCUUUCCCCGCAACCCUAUUCAAAGACAAGAUGAGGUGCUCGGUUGAGGACCAACAGUCCAAGAAGCUCAUGGUGGCGGCGGACAUUGUAACCAUGUUUAAUCUCAUCCAGAUGAAUGGAGGUAUGGCCAAAGACAAGCUGCCAAUGGCUCCGAGACCUAAGUUUCAUAAGAACCAGUCUUUUGAGUCCUGUCGAUCUGACACGGAUGUGUAUAAAUUCAACGAUAACGACAGGGGGUACAACCUCUUGGACACCAGGGGUCAUCACGUCUCUCGGAAGUCACCCUGCCCAAAAUCUGAUUGCAACAACUGCCAGCAGUUUAUACCAACCUCAGAACCCAACUUCCUCUUGGGAGUCACCAAGGAUCUGAAAUGUAGGGCAGCAUCGCUGGAUAAACUUCAGCAUCUGCCACAGUACCCCAGCGUCAGUCCUCCUCCGUGCGAGAUGCAGAGCACUUACUUCCCCAUGGACAUCGACAGCGAGUCUACAACGGACCAGGAAUCUCUCCACGCCAACCCAGGGAUCAAGGAUGUUUUCGUGUCCAGCAGAGAGCCUUUCACCGUGCACUCGUGCGUGCAAAAGCGGAAUAUCUUCAAAGAGGAUUUCCACAACCUUGUUGCCUUUUCACCCCACGUGAUCACUGCGGAGUGCAGAGCGAAUCCCAAAGCUGGUGCUGAGUACCACCACAGGAGGGAGCUGAGCAAGCCUCCCACUUUCUUUAAUCACAGUUUCGAGCUGCCGUACAGCAACCCUUACUUUGAACCCGUCAGCUCGCCCAUUCAGAACAAAACACGGGUGAAGCACGAGAGCCUGGACGACUUGCAAGCAUCCACUUACUUUGGACCUACGACGGUCUCUGAGUGUGUGAGCAACAGGAGGGCUUCUAGCAAGCAUGGAAAGCAGCCAGCCUGGCCUGUCAAGAGCUUGAGUCUCAAUACCGAAGAAGGUCCUGACUUCGAGAGGUCCUUUUUGAAUGGUAAAGUGGCUAAGGACAAUCACCGUCAUAACGUCAGCAACAUGGAAAAUGACCAGCACUUUCAGUGUGCAAAGGACAAGCCCACUGCCUCUCCCUCAGGUUUCCCCAAGAAGUCCAAUGGAGCCAAAACAAAAGAGAUGACUUCUGUGGCUUGCGGACCUAAUGUUGAGAAACGAGAGGUUGGGAAAAGGUACAAGGACAAGAGCAUAAACUGUCCAUCGUUUCAGACGAGCAAUGUGGACAACGGCAUGAGCGUUGGGACCCAGACGGAACAAUCCGAAACUAGGAAAGCGAAGGAUUACGCCGGUCACAACAAAUAUGGUGAGAGGCCGCCUUUUAAACACUCAGAUGAGGACUCUGAGAUUGUCAGCGACGAUAUCAGUGACAUCUUUCGCUUUCUGGAUGACAUGAGCGUUUGUGGCUCUCUUGGAGUCGUGCAGUCAUCGUGCUACAACAGCAACGGCUCACUGUCUCAGGUGGCGAAGUCAGAUGGGGACAGCUCACCUGAACACAACACCAUCAAGAUUGGGAAAACCGGCAUCAAGCUCGACCGCCUCUUCCAGUCACUGGAGAACUCGGAUGAUGAGCUCAAAGAGAGCGUCUGCAAACUGGUACUCAGGAUUGGCGAGAUCGAAAAGAAGCUUGAAUCUCUUUCAGGAGUGCGAGGGGAGAUCUCUCAGGUCCUCUCGAAGCUUACUAGACUGGACGAGAAGAUUCAAGAACCGGAGGCUAAUGGGAAAUUGAAUGAUAACGGUCACGUGGAACAGAUUAAGACCGACGCCAGCCUCUCGCCUCGCGUUUUCCAGUGUCACACCACUGGACACAACAUGAAGGUGGAAAAAAGUCCAGAAUGGUGCUGCUCAGAGGCAGAAGGGAGCGAAAGCCUGAGGGUUAAAGCUUUAAAGAAGAGCAUGUUCACACGCAGGUCGUCCAGGUCGCUAAACGAGGAGAACAGCGCCACUGAGUCCAAAGUGGCCAGCAUUACCAACUCACCUCGAGACUGGAGGACUGUUUCUUACUCCAGUCACACGGGGGAGGAAGGGAAAGAAAGAGACCGGCAUAGUGAAGGCAAGGACAGACAUAGGAAACCCAGAGAGACAGAUCGACAGUAUGACGCCCACCAGGCCCACCGCUCCUCAAAGCCGCCCAAGGACUCCUACCUGGUGGAGCAGGUGUUCAGCCCACACCACUUCCCUCCCGCCAUCAAGUCUCACGUGAAGGGCAGCCCUCUCUACACGGACCUGCGGCUGACCGGCCUCGCCGACGGCAAGCGCUCCCAGCCCUCCUGGACCAUCGAAGAGUACAAACGCAACUCAGGAGACAAGAACAAGCUCAGCGCCUUGGACCUGCAGGUCCAGGAGUCACUCAACCCCAACAAUCUGGAGUACUGGAUGGAGGACAUCUACACGCCGGGCUACGAUUCGCUGCUCAAGCGCAAGGAGGCGGAGUUUCGCAGAGCCAAGGCGUGUAAAAUCGGCGCGUUGAUCGCUGCGGCCGCCUGCACUGUGAUACUGGUCAUCGUAGUGCCCAUUUGCACCAUGAAGUCUUGAGGUUUCUAUUGCUUUUUUCUGUCGGAUGGUGUUCGUUUCACUCGGACAAACAUGGGACUUCAUUUGCAGAGGUCUGUAAUUAGGAUUGAUCUCAGCCACCGGCCUUAGACUUUCCUGGAAUGUCAAGUGAAAUAUAUCACAACAAAGAGUUAAGGAUUGCAAUUCGACGUGUCUUUUUUAUUUACCGUAGUCAAUAUUUAUAACUUGACUAAAUGAUUUGUUAUGUAGUAGAUAGCCUUACUUAAAGGCUCGGAGAUGCACCCUUGUUUUAUAGUACAGAAUAUAAUCUACCGAUAUGUUUUAUGUCUGUUUCUUUUUCUGGUAUUGCAAUAGAAACUAAAGGGAAAGCUUUAUGUUUAAGCGCAUUAUAUUUUUUACUUUACUAUGAUUACGAGAAUUUUAACGAGAGUUAUUUUUCGAUGAAUACACCGACAGAAUGUUUUAAAGGCGAGUUGGAUUUAUCUUUGGAAAUCACUGGAAUGUUUGGGCUCGUGCAAUGCCUUUUUAUAAGGAAUAUAUAUUCAGAUUGCGCAAAUAUAGUUCAUGUGUGCAUUCAGUAAGGAGCAGUUCAGCCGAAAAUGAAAAAUCUGUCAUUGUUUAUUCACGCUUAUGUCGAAACUUACGUGCUUUCCAUUGAUUUUUCCAUUAAAAGUAGUUCAUGUGAUUUGUGAAACAUUUCAAUAAAUAAGCACUAACAAGCCCAAAUGCACAACUGGAAUCCAAAACAUGACAGAAUUUUCAUUUUUAGGCAAAUUAUUCCUUAAUAUUGAGGGGUUUUGAUUGUACAAUGUGAGGACCGUAAAAUGACUCUAUUAAUGAUAUUUAUUCAUUUUGUUUGAAUAGUGACGUGUGACUUCAUUUACUUUGGAUUGGUUCUGUAUUAACGCCAAUACAGCAUUUCAGAAACUAUUAUACCACAGUACAUAGCUGCUUUCUCUUUGAUUGUGAUUAUAUAUACUUUGCCUUGUUCUAUCAUAACUAAUCAUAAUACUGUAUACUUGAAUUGCCAAAUCACUUUCAACUAGCUCAGUUUUUCUCUAAAAGUCGAAUGUUUUUCUUCUAAAGAUCUAAAAUUGGACCUGACGAUGAAAACUGUGAACUUACCUUAAUGAUGUUCACGUUUGAUGCUCUUUACACUCGUUGUAGGAGUGAUUCUUCUGAGAAGUCAAGCUGUAGGGCUGUUGAGUGAAAGCCGCCUGUUAGUCGGAAACAAUAUUGCACUCAGGCCUUGUUCUAAAAGUAAUGAGCUGCAUUGCUUGUCUACCGCCUACAUAGGCAGCUGUCUUCUAAGGCAGCAUCCUAACUGAAAUGGAUUGAAACAAAGCAUGUUGGCCUUUGGAACAGCCUGUGAUGCCUUAUAUGCUGUCUAUGUAAUCAGCUCACUAGGUUUUGGAACAAUGCCUGAGCAACAACAGAAAAAACAUUGUGCAAAACCACUGAUUUUCGCAAGUUUUUCUUUUAUCAUAAAUCUGUGGAUGUUAUAAGGAAUAGAGUGCUGCAGGAAUGAGUUUAAACAAGCAUUUUAGCACUUCUGGUUCCGGUCUUUUAUUUAGUGGCUUUUUUAAAUUUUUUUAAUUUUUUGGUUAAAUGUCUGAAAUAAGCUAUUUAAGCUAUAACACAAGCUAACAUCAAGUUAUUUACAUGUUUUAUUAGAUGAUUUUUUUUUUUAAAGGAGACCUUUUAUGUCCCUUUUCACAAUAUGUAAUAUAAGUCUCAGGUGUCCCCAAAAUGUGUCUGAAGUUUCUGCUCAAAACACCCCAUGGAUCAUUUCUAAUAUCAUUUUGAAAAUGCCUAUUUUGGGUGGAAGCAGAAACACGCUGUUUUCGUGCAUGUCUCUUUAAAUGCAAAUGAGCUGCUGCUCUCCGCCCCCUUUUCCAGAAUAGAGCUGUGCUUCAACAGCUCGUACCUCAGAUAUUCUGCCAAAAAAAAGAUCUGUUUGGUUUUGAUUAUCAUGUCUGUUGUGCUGAAAUUGUGUAUUCUAAACCAUAUUAAAUUAAACUUCUGAUGUACAGUUUUCUGAGCGCACACAUUUGAAGCAAACGCACAGAAAGCGGCUGUCACACAGCAUAUGAGUACUAAACUAAGUUCUCUUUUAUGUCUUAUUGUGCUUAAACUGUCAAAUACACACAAGCUUAUGUUAAAAACACAAAAAGUCUGUGAAGGUUAACAGCUGGGAAAUAGAUUGCAUGUUUAUAUAGUAGAUUUGUGUGGCAGCAGCGUAACAUACAGUAAAUAAAUCAAUAAAUCACUGCUGUCUUGUCUUUUCUAAGGCUGGGACAUGCCGUUACUGGUACACCGUUGUCGCUUGCAAAACCACAAUGGCAGCGCUGUGGGUGGAAGCGUACAGAUUAAGGGAUGGUAAUAUUAUAAGAAGAUACCCUUACCACAUCAUGGGGGAACGAAAUCUGAACAGCUUGUUUUUUGAUAUGCUUGCAGAAAAAGGCUUUCCAAAAAAAAAAAAUGACUGGGUUGUCCUUUUUCACAUUUUCUGGGUUGGUAGAUGCACUGGGGACCCGAUUAUAGCACUUAAACACGGAAAAAGUCAGAUUGUCAUGAUAUGUUACCCGAAGCUUUUACUUUUUUAAAAAGCCAAUUGCUAACAAGUGGCUAAAUGGGACUACAGAGGUUGUUUUGGACACUGAAUAUCAUUAUGGCAAACGGGUGAACUCAUCUACUCACUACUCAGCUUUUGCAGCCACAUUUUAUUUAUAAUCAUGCUCUUGCAAAUUAUUCACUCAGAUUUUCUAACCUUUACACUUUUUAAGAUUAAAAAAAGCUUAGUGGUGGUGAUGCUGACGACAUGCAAACAUAUUGUACUUCAUUUACAGCCUUCAAUAGCUUUUUACUUCUGGUGCUUGUAUUUAGACUUCAUAAAUGCUGUGUUAAUUGUUGAAGAUUAUCUUAAUGAACAAAUUGUAGAAGAAUCAUACACUUUUGUUGGUCAUAGAGCUUAUUUUGUGCAUUAAUCCAAAAGGCAGUGGAAAAAUCCUAUUGGGUUUUUGUUAAGGGGACCAGGGUGAUGCUGAUUUCUGGAUUGGCCUACAAAAAUACUCAUCCCUGCAGCACUUUAUGACCACUGUUAAUCACAUAACAGUGCAUUACUUGUACCCCGACCAAAUCAAUGGUUUGUCUUUAUAGUCUGUUAUAUCACAGCAAAAAGUUUCCAUGAAACUUAAAGAAGUUCACUUCCAGAACAGAAAUUUACAGAUAAUGUACUCACCCCCUUGUCAUCCAAGAUGUUCAUGUCUUUCUUUUUUCAGCCGUAAAGAAAUUGUUUUUUGAGGGAAACAUUUCUGCAUUUUUUUUUUCCAUAUAAUGGACUGGUAUGGUGCCCUGAGUUUGAACUUCCAAAGUGCAGUUUAAAUGCAGCUUUAA